Solanum dulcamara is the source of this 2500-nucleotide messenger RNA. RefSeq names its product O-fucosyltransferase 19-like. The transcript has 8 exons. NCBI's taxonomy places the organism in Eukaryota, Viridiplantae, Streptophyta, Magnoliopsida, Solanales, Solanaceae. The coding region runs from base 159 to 2102 and encodes 647 amino acids. The record is from RefSeq and is a predicted model, not a curated record. Gene Ontology annotation, cellular component: cytoplasm.
UUCCCCCACAAUAUAUACACACAAACAAACCAACGGUUCACGAAUUAGAAAAUCUUCUCCUUUUCUCCUUUCUUCUCUCUCAUAAUUUUCUCACAAAAUAAAAUUAGUGACUUUCUUUGGAUUCUGUGCGAAUACAAGUCAUACAAUUUCUCCGUGAAAUGUCAACUGGUGGCACCACCGCCGCCAACUCCGACAGUGUUAUCCCGACCACCACCCACCACCGUCGCCGCGCCGCCGACGCCACCACCAUGACGACGACGACGACGACGACGACCGACCUUGAGAAAUUAUCAAACUCAGAUUACAAUUUCUCCUCCUCCUCCGAUAACGUCAAUAAUAACCCAGAAAUUAGCAAUUGUGAUCUUCAUCAUUUUCACCAUUAUCAUCAUCCGUUAAUUAAAUACUUAUUGGUCCGGAAAAGGGUACCGGAAAGUAUUGUUUUUAGAGUAGAAGAAUGGGUUUUAAGCGCUUCUACAAUUAUGCAGUCUUUGAGAUCAAGGAAGAAUAUGGGUCGUACUGUUUUUGGGUUUCUGAUGUUUUUAUUGGUGGUUUCUGUAUUCUUCAAGUUUUCUUUCAUGAUGAUGAAUGGCAAUGUUGAAGAUUUAAAUGGGAAUUUUUUGAAAAGGGAAAAUGGUAUUUUUGUUCUUCGUAAUUUCAAGAAUGAUUUAGGUAAUGCCCAAAAGGUCCUUUCUGAAACAGAGUCAUCGUCUUCGGGUUCGGUUUCGGCUUCUGUGGAUUUUGUGAGAAAACGUCAGAUGAAGGAGAUACCAGUACCAGAAAUAUGGAUGAAGCCAAACAGUGAUAAUCAUUACCAAUGCAUUUCUCGGCCAAGGAAUCGCAUAAGAACUGGUUCAUCGACGAAUGGCUAUAUCUUAGUUCACGCGAAUGGAGGAUUAAACCAAAUGAGAACAGGGAUAUGUGAUAUGGUUGCUAUUGCUAAAAUAAUGAAUGCCACUCUAGUGCUUCCUUCUCUUGACCAUGAAUCCUUUUGGACAGAUACUAGUGAUUUUAAAGAUAUUUUUGAGUGGAGACACUUCAUUGAAGUUCUAAAGGAUGAUAUUGAGAUUGUUGAGUCGUUGCCUCUGAAAUAUGCAGCUGUGAAACCCCUUCAAAAGGCACCUGUGUCUUGGUCAAAGGCUAGUUACUAUAGAGGAGAGGUACUUUCUUUACUAAAGAAGCAUAAGGUGAUACAAUUUACCCACACGGAUUCAAGGCUUGCUAACAAUGGCCUAGCAUCGUCUAUUCAAAGGCUUCGCUGUAGAGCUAAUUAUCAGGCUCUGCGUUACACGAAUGAGAUAGAGGAGUUUGGAAAGAAGUUGGUUGAUAGACUUAGAGAUAAUGGUGAACCAUUUAUCGCUCUCCAUUUAAGAUACGAGAAAGACAUGCUAGCAUUUACUGGCUGCAGCAACAAUUUGACUGUUGAAGAGGCUGAAGAACUUCGUAGAAUGAGGUACGAAGUGAAACAUUGGAAGGAGAAAGAGAUAGACAGCAAGGAAAAGCGACUCCAAGGGGGCUGUCCCAUGUCCCCUAGGGAGGCUGCUUUAUUUCUCAAGGCAAUGGGAUAUCCGUCCACGACCAGAAUAUACAUUGUUGCAGGGGAAAUUUAUGGAAACAACAGCAUGGACGAAUUCCGUUCGCACUACCCAAAUGUGUUCUCUCACUCAACCCUUGCAACAAAGGAAGAACUCGAGGCUUUUAAGAAUUAUCAAAACCGUCUUGCUGCUGUAGACUAUAUAGUAGCCCUUGAAAGUGAUGUUUUUGCUUACACUUAUGAUGGCAAUAUGGCAAAGGCCGUGCAAGGUCAUAGACGUUUUGAAGGAUUUCGAAAGACCAUUAGCCCCGACAGGUUCAAUUUUGUAAGACUGAUCGACUCGUUAGAUAAAGGUGAAAUCUCUUGGGAAGAGUUUGCUUCAAAAGUUAAGGUCUUACAAUCCCAAAGAUUAGGAUCACCUUAUCUCAGACAAGCCGGUGAAUCACCAAGAUUAGAGGAGAACUUUUACGCGAAUCCUUUACCAGGUUGUUUAUGUAAUAGAUCACACGAAGAAGCGAGUAAACAACAAUUCAACAAGAGACCAAGUUUGAGGGUUGCUUCACAAAGGUAGGUAUUUGUAAUGACCAUAAUUUGGUAGAUUAGUCCAAAUAUCAGUACUUGUUCUACAAAUGGCCUAUAAGGGGUUGCCAGAAGUCGGGUUUUUUCAUUGCCCUUCAUACUGCGCGGCGAGCAAAACCAAAGAGAGAUAAUUGUGACAAGCAAAGCGGCAUUUGGAAGCAGAGAUGCUGGUUUAUAUAAGAUGGACAAAAGAAAGCAUAUAUACAAAGCAGAGAUGUACUCAAAAUAUCAUUCUUUAGGGUGGAAUAUAGAAUUUUUCAUUCAUUUAUUAUUUUUAUUUUUGUUCAGAGUUGGCUUUGUGAUUAGUUUUACACAUUAGGUUCAACACGGAUUCAUAUGUAUACCAAUUCAUGAAAAUGAUAUACAGAUCUUUACACAGAUGCAGAAUUA